AUGAUGACAGAUUUUCGCAGUUGUCAACAACAGUAUUGCGAUGGUCCAUCGGUAUCUUCAGCAGCACCUGUUUCAGUUUCGUCUUACGGCUCUUACUUUCAUCCAAACAGUGCUAAUAACUCAGCAACUCAAUUGUAUUCGACUGUGGAUGGACAGUAUGGUGCUGUUGCUCAAUUUGCACCAUCAUAUGCAUCACAAUUCUAUCAUCAACAUCAGCAAAACCAACAUCCAUAUUCAACAGAUAUUCGCAGUUAUACAGCGUAUGAUCUGGAUGCAUCCUCACUGACUCCAACAUCGAAUACGUCUUCAUCGUCAUCAUUUCUACCACAUUAUUCAACUUUACAACCGACAAAUUCACCCUAUCUUCAUCUUCGAGCACCAUCAAUUUCACCACCACCGCCACCGCAAUCGUCAUCCGAACUUAGUCUAGAAAAAUCUCAUCUGAACAAUACGAAUGGUUUCUACUCAACAGCACAUUCUCAUGUUUCACCAUCUAGCUCAAUUAUGUCAUCUUCAGCAGCUGGCUCACGAUCACCUUCAAGUCAUUCGGGUGAUGAGCAAUCCAACUUAACAUUGACACCGCAUAAAAAUGAUCAUCAUACGGGCACGACUACCGAUCCAAAUAAUAUGUCUUUGCCUGGCACUGGCUCAUGUGAUGGUACACGUCGAUGUCUACUCUGGGCAUGUAAAGCUUGUAAACGCAAAACUGUGACUGUUGAUAGACGAAAAGCCGCAACAAUGCGUGAACGACGACGUUUACGUAAAGUAAACGAAGCAUUUGAAACUUUGAAACGACGAACAUGUCCAAAUCCGAGUCAACGGUUGCCAAAAGUGGAAAUCUUACGCAAUGCUAUUGAAUACAUUGAAAAUUUAGAAGAUCUACUUCGUUCAGCAGGUGUUAGUUCCAGAUCAUUAAGGCACGAUUUAGAUCAGAAACCAUCGUUACCCUCGACAACAGCAACAACAACAAAUGCAACCGCAAAUCUCAAUUCAAAUGAUUUAUUAAAAUCCAGAUCGUCAACGACAACCUACAGUGAAAAAUACACUACUUCAUCGUCGUCAACUUUCACAACUACUACGGAUUAUAGCACCAAUUCAUCAACACCCUCUGUUUACGGAGGUCUUGAUAUCAUUUCAUUAACAGUGACAAAUGAUGAGAAUUCUUCGGCAAUACAAUCCGAUCGUAAUCGAACCUACAUGUUAUUCGUUGCCGAAGAUGUGCCCAUCGGCCAUACACAAACGAUCGACACAUUCGAUUCAACAUUUUGCUCAAUGUAUUCCAUAAAACCCGAUUCCUAUCGUCAAGAAAUACCGUUUGAGAUUCUGUUAACAACGAAUGAUAGUUGUACAUUAACGUUACAUGUAAUUCGUUUGCUUGACCGCGAACAAACACCGAUGUUUACUAUACGUCGACAAUUAAUUGCUGAAAAUGAUGUUGAUGAAACGAAUGUUGUAACUAUUCAAUUAUCUGUCGUUGUUCUUGAUGUUAAUGAUCAUGUUCCACAAUUUGAAAGUGAACAUUUCAAUUUUGUUAUACCGGAAAAUCUGCCGCCAGGCUCAUUGAUUGGCCGAGUGCAAGCUCACGAUCCGGACAUAUUUCUCAAUGGGAAAGUUUCGUAUAACUUAUUCGGGCACGAUCUUAUUCAAACAGGAAAUCGAACGAUGUUUCGAAUUGACAGAGACACCGGAGAAUUAUUCUUAAUGGAUCAUCACUUGGACUACGAAUCCAAAAAAGAAUACACAUUAAUGGUCGAAGCAAAAGAUCAUGGUGAUGUCGAAGCAACUCAAUGGCCAUCUGUACCCUCUUAUGCUGAUAUUGUUAUUAGUAUUGAAGAUAUUAAUGAUCAAAAACCUCAAAUUAUCUUUACAAUGCCCAAUGAAGAUAAACAAGAUGAAAAUAUCAAAUUUAUGAAUAUAUCGAAAACAAAUUUAGAUCAUGAACAAAAUCGUCUAUUACAAUCAUUUCGCUCAAAGGUCAAUCUUCUUGAAAAUGAUGCCGAAUUGAUCCAUUUUGUUAAAGAAGAACCAUUACCUGCUGAUACACUUCUUGGUUUACUUCAUUUACGGGAUAAUGACCAAACGUCAAACGGUAUUCUUACACUAGAAUUACAAACCUAUGUACGCUGUUCCGGUGAGAGAUUUCAUCGAGAUAAUUUCACACUAUGUCGCAUAUCGGAUUUUUUUCGUUUAUCCGUUUUUCGACCAAACGUAUACGGUUUGUUUACUGUUCGAACACUUGAUCGUGACGAACAUGAAAAUUACAUCUUACAUUUCCUUGCCAAUGACAAUGGUGAUCGUCCGAUACGAGCGGAACAGAAGCGUUUGAUCUCACGGCAAAGCACAUCGUUGAAUAUUGAAGAUUUUCUCAAACGUCGUCUGGACAUCAAUGCUAACACAAUGAAAUCAGCAUUGACAUCAUUACAAUCCGAACUGUUCAUUUACUUAACGCUUUUGGAUAUCAAUGAUAAUGCUCCAAUCUUCAGUCAAAGUUAUUUUCAUAUAAAAAUCGAUGAAAAUCAACCGAAAAACACCGUUCUUACACAAUUGCAUGCAUCCGAUCUCGAUAAAGGAAAAAACGGAACUGUCCGUUAUGAAUUAAUGGUAAAAGAACGCCAAGAAUUUUCUAUCGACAGUCGGUCAGGUAUCCUACGUACGCGACAUGUACUCGAUCGUGAGCAAUGCGAAUUGUACCGUAUCGGCAUACGUGCUCACGAUCUUGGAUAUCCUACGCGAAAGUAUUCCUCCAUUGCCAUUGUGGAUGUGCAAAUCAACAAUCUCAAUGACCAUGUUCCAUAUUUUAUUCAUGAUGUUUAUCAUUUCGAUAUGAAAGAAAACUUACCGAUUGGAACUAUUGUCGGCCGAUUAACAAUAGCCGAUCGAGAUGAACAGGAACCAGUGGAAAAAAUUAUUAAUCUGUCAACCAUUGAAGAUGUCGAUUUGGAAUUAUUCAAUCUAACACUAAUGAGUAAAACAUCAAGAACAAUGAAUUAUUCCACGAUUGAUUUUCUAUUCGUUGACUCCAACCGAAACGAGUCCUUAUCGAAUAUAUUUUCUAUUGAUUCCCAAGGUUUUAUCCAUACAUUGAUUGUACUUGAUCGAGAAUUACAAUCGAAUUAUACCCUAUCAAUAUUCAUAUACGAUCGUCUUUUGAAGUCAUAUUCACUUCCAACUUAUGUUAUUAUUCAAAUUCUGGAUGAAAAUGAUAAUUUACCAUUUGAACCAUUCCUUGCCAAUCCAUUUGAUUUGUCUGUUGAACAGAUCAAUAACGAAGAAACAAUCAUUUACGAAUUUCAACCCAUAGAUCUCGAUGAAGGUCUCAACGGGAUGAUUUCGAUCGACUGUUUGAAUUGUUCAUCAGUACACUACUUUCAUCUUGUUGUGAACAAUGCAACAAAUUCGUCGUUGUUGAUAACUCGAGCAAAUAUGACCGUACCUGAUGGCUUCUACACAUUGGCAUUUGUUCUUCGCGAUCAUGGUUUAUUCAUAUCGCGUGAACGAUUAUAUACAUUAAAAUUUAAUUUAACACAUCGUUUGAUUCCUGAUGAAAUUGAGCACGAACGAGAAAGUAAUAUGUACUUGCGUCCACUGGCAAUUCCGUUUUUUCUUCGUCAGAAAAAUCUUAUUUUGAAACUCUUCUCACAGAAAUUCGAAUGGCGGUUUUUAAUCUUACUGAUCGUCAGUUGGUUUGUGCUCGUCUGCAUCGCCGUGUGGACGUGCUAUAGUUACAGUCGCAUAGCACGCCGGAGACAAAAGGAAAAGCAAGAACACGAACAAUUUGAAAUUCAAGUUCGUCAACAUGAGAUUCUUAGUCAAUCUGCUACUGUCUUACCAAAAUCUGCAUCUUUUCCACUCAAUUCUCAGCAUCAACGUGGCAAAGAAACGUUAACACACGAGGACGAUGAAAUCGAAGAUACAAGCUAUGAUGCUGAUCAUAUUAUAACUGAUGCUAAUUUUGUUCUUACGUCUGGCUGUGCGGCCAGCGAGUCUGCCGGUCGAUAUCUUGGCAACGGCGUUCAUUUCGGUUAUCUUCCAUCGAAUAAUAAUCUUUCGGCUAAUUUAAACUCUAUUGCAAUCCGGAAUCAUCAAUCGCAAGUUGCACUUCGUUCAGCGCAUUUUCCUCGAUUAAACAACUCCUGUUCCCGCUGCCAGCUAUCAUCAUCAAUAAUGAACUCAAGAGAAACCAUGUUAACCGAUGCUGCAACGAACACGUCAUUCCAUGAAGACAAUGAAAACGAUACCGACGGACUUUGGAAGCAAAUGAACACAAACAAUCGAAUGCUAUACGAAAACGCCAGUACAAUUCUACACAAUGAUUAUCAAUUCGAACCGAUUGAUCAUGACUUUCCUUCGAUUGAUAUCGGAACGAUGCCAUCGUCAGCGAUAUCAACACCAUAUCAAACAACUAAUCCUCAUGCUAUCAAACGUCCUGUUCCAAUUAAUAAUUACCACUCGAAUCCAAUCAUCGAACGUCCGAAAAAGUAUCAUCAACAACAGUAUAUCGUCACAACGAAACGAAAUUCAACUGUCAAUCCAUCCGAUUUCGAAUCGACAACACAUUCUUAUACAUUACCCAGAUCGAUAACAUCAGAUCAAAUCUCAAAUAGCGGUAACAAUAAUACUAAUAACAAUAUGAAUAGUUCAAACAAUCGAUCAGCACAUAGUAACCGACUUUAUUAUUAUCCUAGUGUACAAGAUGUACUUGAUGCGCUAAAUCGUCGUGCUUUUGAUAAAGAAUCGUUUGUUUAG
This is a messenger RNA of Adineta ricciae, 4746 nucleotides long. The record is from the annotation of a GenBank genome assembly. NCBI's taxonomy places the organism in Eukaryota, Metazoa, Rotifera, Eurotatoria, Adinetida, Adinetidae.